AUGUCCGCUAGAAACGACUUUGCUAGCUCUUCUGAUCCUACUGUCCAUGCUGACAAGCAAGUCCGAUUUACCCUUCCCGAGAGAUGUGAUCAUAUUGUUUAUGAGACCUACCGAGUUCUCCCUUGUCCUCAGAAAAAGUCCAUAAUUGUGAGUUAAUUUACAUUUUUACUUCUCUUCUCUACCAUUUAUCUAUACACUGAAAGUCACCCUUGCUUUUUCAGAACUCAAAAAUUCCCAUGGAUGAGGUCGAAAUGUUAAGACAUGGCUUCAAAAAUCAUCAUGGCCAUUGCCACUCCAGUGAUAGUGAAGAUGAUCUUCUAGAACAGGUGACUAGAAGGACCAACGACUUGACUAUCUGUGUUUAA
This is a messenger RNA of Bursaphelenchus xylophilus (pine wood nematode), 365 nucleotides long. NCBI's taxonomy places the organism in Eukaryota, Metazoa, Nematoda, Chromadorea, Rhabditida, Aphelenchoididae. The record is from the annotation of a GenBank genome assembly.